Molecule: messenger RNA, 1896 nt
Organism: Halichondria panicea
Lineage: Eukaryota; Metazoa; Porifera; Demospongiae; Suberitida; Halichondriidae
Product: mucin-2-like
Exons: 3
Coding region: 692-1597 (301 amino acids)
Source: RefSeq, a predicted model, not a curated record
UACCUAUGUCUGAACACUUAAUUGUAUUUUGCCAUUGUCAUUCAGCCCAAGGAGAUUGUCUUCUGACCAGUAAUAGUAGUAGCGGUCCUCCAGAUCACAUGAUACCAGGAGCUCCGUUCUUUACCACCCAGGCCAUCAUCAUUAGCUACAAGUUUAACUGUUGUGGAGUAUAGUCACGGAGUGGAGAGCCUUCGUACACAACAGUAAUAACAGUCAAAAUGACUCGUAUCAGAUCCUUUUCAGCGUGUGGAGACUCUCUCUUGUCACUGAUGGCUGCUACAUCUUGAUCGGCUUUAACAUUUUCGAACUCUUUCCUUUACCACCGACCAAUUCUGUCUCUGCUGACAGAGGAAUAUUGGUUGGGGUCACGAUGGAGAGUGAGAGGAUUGAGGUCCAACCAUGAGAUGUGGUCGGGUUCUUACUCACGAAUAUCCAGAUUGGUAACAUCGAGUUUGCUAAUGAUUCUAACUACGAAAACGAAGAUGUUAGGUAUGCUGCUAAUGACAAAGUUACGCUUCAGACACCAGCUUGCCCAUUUCCAGCCCACCCACAACGUUAUCUCAAUUCUUCCACUAACCUGGCUCCAUUCAUUACAGCAACUAUUGGUGAGUCAUAAUUUUAUUAUGUACGUAUUUUCUAACUGAUUUUGUUUCUCUCCGAAGUGAGUAAAGACUGUCCACACUCAGUAAUAAUGACACCUGCACCUUCAACCUCAAUCGCCCCCCUCACACAAGUCACACAAGUCACAUCCCUCACUGAUGAACCAGACAUAAUGACACCGGAACCUUCAACCACAACCACCUCCCUCACACAAGUCACAUCCUUCACUGAUGAACCACACAUUAUAUUUCCUGUCACUACAGCAACUGUUUUAAGCACAGACAUAAUGACAGUAUCGCCCACAACCACCCCCCUUACUGAGAACACACCCCCUCCUGCCGCACUAGAUACCACUAGCGUGGUGACAGGGUUUGUGACCGCUUUGAUACUGAUUAUGGUCCUAGCUACGACUAUAAUUGUGGUUCUACUGGCUGUGGUUAUUAGGAUAAAGAAGAACAAGAGACCAAGUGUGGAAAAGAGUCACAUAAACGAUGACAAGCUUGAACGGUCGGUGAGCACAGCAACAAGAGUAACAGAGCUAGUCCCAACUGAAGAGCCCCUCUACAGUUGCAUAGAGUCGACAAGUGACUAUAGCCACAUUUCUGUACGUACAAAUAAUCCCGAAAUUGUUACAGCAAAAUUGAAAGUUACACCUGAAUCAGGUCUACGAACAGCGUUAAACGAAGCUUACGGAAUGUUUGAAAGUAUUGAAGUCUCAAAGACUAAUACAGAAUUAGAGUGUGCAGUUGAUAAUAACAAGACCGCAAUGGAAUGUGAUGGACCAGUGACUGUCAGGAAUGAAGCGUACGGAAGACUAACAGAGGAUUCUGUAACAGGAGAUGAUUACUACGUGAACGAGGGAAUGGGAGGGAUAAAUGAAGUAACCAUGACAACAAACGAAGCAUACGGCACAACCAAGCAACCACAAAUGGCUAAGUUACCUACGACUAUAUUGCCAAUCCUUCAGCUGUAUCACAUGAUCCACCCACGAUACUAAACCCGGCUUACGGUAAUGUUACCAUCACUAAAGAUAGUGUCAUAGCAACUGAUGCUAACAAGUUGAGUGCAACAGCAGAAGUGACAAUGACAAGAAAUGAAGCCUACGUUGGAGUAAGACAGUCGAGUUCUGACAAUGACCCCUCAAUACCCACCACAGAGAAUGAGGCAUACAGUACAGUCCAUAGUGUGACUGCAUGAGAAUGAACUUGAAACUUAUUACUGCCUAAACUUAAUACUAAUUAGCAAGCAAACUCUAUAUCACGUUUAUACAAGCAUCUUGUAUACGUACAAUCUACC